Brienomyrus brachyistius is the source of this 1939-nucleotide messenger RNA. Its product is annotated as heterogeneous nuclear ribonucleoprotein H2-like. Gene Ontology annotation, biological process: regulation of RNA splicing. Gene Ontology annotation, molecular function: RNA binding. Gene Ontology annotation, cellular component: nucleoplasm; ribonucleoprotein complex. The coding region runs from base 146 to 1759 and encodes 537 amino acids. The record is from RefSeq and is a predicted model, not a curated record. The transcript is spliced from 13 exons. Lineage: Eukaryota; Metazoa; Chordata; Actinopteri; Osteoglossiformes; Mormyridae.
CAGCGUGGGUGACAUUGGGGUCACUGCAGGACCGGCUUUGGUUUUUUCUUGGUUAUGUGAUGUGUUUCGCUGUUUUUCCGCUGAAGCUGUUCCGCUCGUAAAUCCAGCUUUUCUGUGUCUGAAGUUUGUAGUAAUCCAGGCUGAGAUGGCCGGCUUCUGCAGGUCCUUACUGCGCUCGGCAGGGUACCGCACGAUGGUGCGGCUGGUGUCUCCGAAGGUCGGCCGCGACGUAGACCGGGGCGCAGCCGGGAUGCUCGGUCACUUAUGCGGCAAGGGUCCGCAAUUCAGCUGCCGCUCACUCGCUGCCCCCCUGGCGGAGCCCGUGUCCCUGCGCGCUUUCUCCACAGAGGCAGGCGUCCCUUUCAAUGAGGAGGAGUACCCUCCUUUACCGGAAUACAAUUCAAGCAGAGAGAGAAAGGAUAAGGAGGUCUUCAUAAUCUUUGCAAAAGGCCUGCCCUGGUCAUGCACGGCCGAAGAUCUCCUCGCGUUUUUCUCAGAUUGCAAGAUCCGUGAUGGGGUGAACGGCAUUCAUCUAAUGCAGAAAGAAAACGGGCAGCCCAGUGGUAAAGCUUUUAUUGAGAUGGAGCGCAAGGAAGACCUGCAGAAGGCUCUGAGGAAGCACAGACAUUAUCUUGGCCCACGUUACGUAGAAGUAAAAGAAGCAUCGGACCAUGACAUCGAAGGCCUACAGGCAGCCCCAGCUCAGCGCUCAGCCCAGGAUGGCGUGGUUAAACUCCAGGGUCUUCCGUACAGCUGUACUGUAGAGGAUGUCACCCAGUUCUUUUCAGGUCUGGACAUCGUUGAAAACGGCGUGAAGUUUGUUCUGGACAAGAGAGGGAGAAGUUCAGGCAUCGCUUUUGUGGAAUUUGCAUCUCAGGAAAUGGCAGAUUUGGCUCUAAAGAGAGACCGAGAGGAAAUAGGAAACAGGUACAUCGAAGUGUUCCCAAGCAGAAAGAGUGUCGUGCCGUCUCAGCAUAGCAGCUGGGGGGCACCAUCCACAACCUCCGCCUCUGAGAGCGCGCCCCCCCAUGACAACUGGAACGAAGCAUCGGACAGUGACACUGAAAGCCCACAGGCAGCUCCAGCCCAGCCCCCGGCCCAGGAUGGCGUGGUUAAACUACGAGGUCUUCCGUUCAGCUGCACUGUAGAGGAUGUAACCCAGUUCUUUUCAGGUCUGGACAUCGUUGAAAACGGCGUGACGUUUGCUCUGGACAAGAGAGGGAGAAGUUCAGGCAUCGCGUUUGUGGAAUUUGCAUCUCAGGAAAUGGCAGAUUUGGCUCUAAAGAGAGAUCGAGAGGAAAUAGGAAACAGGUACAUAGAGGUGUUUCCUAGUCAGAAAAGUUCCAUCACAUCCUGCUUGGGUAGCAGGAGGACAGAGUCUCCCGGGUUCCCAGCCGACAGGAGCAGCGAAUCGCCUCAUCUUCAUCCUCCAAGCAGUGGCAGAUCUGCGAAGGACCCUGCUUCCCUCCAGCACCGUGUCCAUAUGAGAGGUCUGCCCUUCCUGGCUACUGGCCAAGAUGUUGCCAAUUUCUUCUCGCCGCUGCAGCCGGCAAAGAUUUGCAUGGAGUAUGGUGGCGACGGCCGGGCCAGCGGCGAGGCUGACGUCUACUUCCCGUGCCACGAGGACGCUGUGUCGGCCAUGUCCAGAGAUAAGGCCAGGAUGAACGACAGGUACAUUGAACUCUUCCUGAAUUCUGCUGCGGCACAGAGUAAGCCGGACUCUGCAGACGCGGCCUCAGAAAGCGACAGAAGCAGCUGAAGGUCUUAUCCAACAGCAGAUCCAAUGCCGUGGGGGGGGCACUGUCACUUCCUGCGGAUUAUCAGCUCAUGGACAGUUUGUUAAACCUCCCAUCUGCUGCUCUUGCUGUUUUAAACCCGCACAGUCCCAGGCUUGGCUUUGUCUGUACAUUUUAUGUAUUAAAAUAUUUUCUGACCACAA